Messenger RNA from Humulus lupulus (European hop), 2322 nucleotides. RefSeq names its product B3 domain-containing protein Os03g0120900-like. Gene Ontology annotation, molecular function: DNA binding; DNA-binding transcription factor activity. The transcript is spliced from 2 exons. The coding region runs from base 378 to 1757 and encodes 459 amino acids. Lineage: Eukaryota; Viridiplantae; Streptophyta; Magnoliopsida; Rosales; Cannabaceae. The record is from RefSeq and is a predicted model, not a curated record.
UCUCCAACAAGGUCAACAACAAGAGAAGAAGAAUUAAACUUUAGGGAGAGAGAGAACUCUUUUGAAACUUCAAUGGGUUGCGAAGUAGUAGUUUUGAGUCUCAGCCUCAAUCUUGGUCAAACCAUACAAGAAUAAGAAAGCACUGACCUCCAUUCUUUUCCUUCUCCUUCUUCGGCUAAUUAUCUUUGGUGGGUUUUCUCUCUGUCACAGAAUUUUCACCCAGAAAAUCGUUAUUAACCCUAAGAGAGAGAGAGGGCGAGAAAGAGAGAAAAGGGUUUUGGACCCAAAGCCAAAAACCCAUUUGGGUUCUCGUUCGACUCCAAGAUCUGUGAGUUAAAGGAAAAAAAAAACAAAUUGGUGGGGUUUCGGUUUUGAUAAUGGAUUUUGAGUCUUCAGCGAGAGAUAAUAAUCGCAUGGGGUUUUCUCACGAGGAUAGUAUUGAGCAUAGUACGAUUAUGGCGACCAGAGGAGGAGUAGGAGCUGGACCCAGCUGGGCUACGGCGGCGGAUAGGUCAAUCGACGAUCAUCAGAUGAUGAUGAUGAUGAAUGGUCCAGAUACGAAGCUAGAGCUGAUGAACUCUUCGCCUGCGAGUGGAAACGACGACGCCGUUUCGAUGAGCAGAUCAUCAUCCGGAGGAGGAGGAGGAGCAGCAGUAGUGGUCGAAAGAGAGCACAUGUUCGAUAAAGUAGUAACGCCGAGCGACGUGGGGAAGCUGAACCGUCUGGUGAUCCCAAAACAGCACGCGGAGAAGUACUUCCCUUUAGACUCAUCCACCAACGAGAAGGGACUUCUCCUCAAUUUCGAAGACCGGAACGGCAAGCCAUGGCGCUUCCGCUACUCCUACUGGAACAGUAGCCAGAGCUACGUCAUGACCAAAGGCUGGAGCCGUUUCGUCAAGGAGAAGAAGCUCGACGCAGGCGAUAUCGUUUCCUUUCAGCGCGGUGUCACUGAUAAAGAACGUCUCUUUAUUGACUGGAGACGCCGUCCCGAAGCCGUUCUACCAGACCACUCCUCAACCAUUAACAUCCCCUUCUCGUUCCACCACAACCAACAUCAAUCGCCCCACCACCACCACCACCACCAACACCGCUCCAACAUCCCGUGGAGCCCUUCGCUAAUGCGGCCACCGCCUAUGAAUUACGGCACUGUUUUCAAUCUUCAGCCCUAUCGCAACAGCUAUGGAGUGAGUGGUGGUAUUAUGGGUAGUACUAAUAGCGGUGGCGGAGUAGGAGGUUGUUACAAUGGUUACGGGAAUGUGGUGAAUUCGGUUUGUUCAGCUGGGAACCCGGUGUUUUACCUUAGACCACCGCAUAAUAUGGGCUCGGCCACGGCUGCUGCUGCUGCAGCCGGGGUUUCAUUACAAGAGGAACAGUAUCCAAUCGGAAUUGUGCAGCCGCAGCACCACCAUCAUGUGGAGGGGUCCGUUGUGUACGGUUCGGUGCCGGUGGUACACGGUAAGGCUGCUGUAGCCGGGAAGAGAUUAAGACUGUUUGGUGUGAACAUGGAGUGUAGUAGUGGUAGUGCUAAUUCACCAUCAGAUGAUCAAUCCGAAGAAUGUGAGUUGAUUUCAUCUCAUCAUCAUAACCGUCAUCACUCUAUGCACCACUCUUCUUCUUCUUCUUCUUCUCCUCCUCAAACUAUUCUGUCGUCUCAAGCUUCUCUCGGCCAGUUACGGCUCUAUAAUGGCACACCAAUUCCAGGGAUUUCAACUGUUGAUUUCCUCAACAAAGGGAAGGCCUUCAAUUUUGACAUCUGACCCCCCACCUCCUCCUCCCCCAAAAAAAGAUUAAAAGGAGAAACCAACAGCUUGAUAUAUAUACUAUAUAUAUACAUAUAGUUGGGAGAGAAAAAAGACUACAAAUUUGGGUAGCUAGGCUUGGUAACUUGAAAUCAUAUAAUUUGAUGCAUUUUUACCAAACACAAUACUACCCCAUAAGAAGGUGGCUGAUCUCUAGCUCUCUCGUUCGGUAUUUUCCAUCCUUUUUAAGACUUUUGGCUUCUGAAUAAGGGAAUUUGGGAAGUGGGUUUUCAGUAUAAGUGGUCAGAAUGAAUGGGGUAUACAAGGUUAUUUGAGAAGAUUAAUUUCAGAAUUUUUUUUAUUAUAAUUAUAUUUUUUUUUGUUUGUUUUGUUUUUAUAUAUUGUUGGGUUGGGAGAAGAGGAAGAAUUAGAAAAGAAGAAAAGAAAAAAAGAAAGGCCAUAAAUCGGAACUCUUCAUGUCUUCUUUUUUUAAUAUUAUUAGUUUAACUCUCAUGUGUACAAAUAAUUUUAUUAUAAUACAAUUGAUGAUAUAGAGAGAGGAGAAGUAUGAUCUUAUAUUCUA